AGCAACCGUGCUGCGGUCAGGUACAGCGGACCACAGCAAUCACAAGUAGCGGUCAGAAGCGCCGGAGUUGGUAGUAGAAGGCUCAGGAGCGCUCUACUCCACCUCCCUUUUCUGCAGUUCGUGGGGCUGACUCCGCUUCUCCGCUGAUUCUCGGCUGUGCUGUUCGGUGCUGCGGUGGUGCUCUUCGCGUCGGUCCACUUCUCUUCCGGUGGGUAAGUGGAUUGAGUGGGUGCAGUCAACCGUUUGCAGCUCGAUCCUCUUUGCCUAUCACGAAUCAAUUUUCCGAAUGUGCUGCAUCGUAUGCCAUGGAAUGUGAGGGCUAUUUCAGUGCGAGAGAUUGUUUCAGUAUGGCGACCAAAAUAAGUCCGGUCAAGUAAUGCAGCUCCUCUGUCUUUCGUCGUAAGUCAUCGGACGGAGCCUCGUUAAGCUUCGUGUGCCUGCGUCUGCCUCGCAAUUUCUCGUGUGCAAGUCGUCCACAUUCUCCACUGCCGAGGGCGGCUGCAACCUUCUCUAUUUCCCCCUCACUUCCCAUUCUCGCAGUCCAGCUCAUUUAACCUAGGAGGCCUCCUCCCGUUCUUAUCGUCCCAAUUACAAGUGCCGCGGCUUGUGAAGUAGCAUACUGCUCCCGUGAGGAGGGAAGUGAAGUUGCACAAUGCAGGGCACCAUGGCCGCCUCAGUUUGCGGCUAUCGAGUCGCCUUGCCAAAGGCCUCGAUCAACUGCCGUGCACAGCCAAAGGCAAAAUUGAGCAGCCAGGUUGUGCGGUCUGCGGGUCUCAAAUCUUCUGCAAGAAGAGCAGCAGGUUCCUUGGGAUCGAAGUUCACUGGUGAACCCGUAGUUUAUCAGCAUGCCAGGUUUGAUCCUUUGGAACUCAAGCGAAGGAACGGAGGGAUAUAUGCCAUUGCCGCACCUGUUGCUCCUUACGCCCUGGAAGACGCAGAAGUGCGAGCACGCCUUGCUGAAGAAUAUGGAUUCCAGCAGAUAGGAGAGCCAGUUCCAGAAAAUGUGACAUUAAAGAAUGUUAUUGACUCACUUCCAAAAGAGGUUUUUGAGAUAAAUAACUUUAAGGCGUGGAGGACUGUCGCUAUAACAGCUGUGUCCUACACUCUGGCGUUGUUUCUGAUCUCGAAGUCUCCUUGGUAUCUGCUUCCUUUUGCGUGGGCCUACGCGGGAACUGCCGCAACUGGGCUCUUCGUUAUUGGACACGACUGCGCGCACAAAUGUUUUUCCAAGAACAAGCUUCUAGAAGAUAUUGUUGGAACAAUUGCCAUGAUGCCACUCAUUUAUCCUUACGAGCCAUGGAGAUUUAAGCAUGAUCGACACCACGCCAAAACCAACAUGCUCGUCGAAGACACGGCCUGGCACCCGGUUAUGCGCAAGGAGUGGGAGAAUUACCCGAAACCCUUGAAAUCGUUUAUGGAAUGGGGAAUGGGUCCCUUACGUCCGUGGGCUUCCAUUGGCCACUGGGCUCUGUGGCACUUUGACUUGAAAAAGUACAGACCGAGUGAGCAAAAUCGAGUGAAAACCAGCUUGGCAGCGGUAUUUGGUUUCAUGGCUGUUGUGUGGCCCUUGAUAAUUUGGAAGUUUGGAGUUGUUGGGUGGGUGAACUACUGGCUUAUGCCCUGGUUGGGAUACCACUUCUGGAUGAGUACUUUCACCAUGGUUCACCACACUGCCCCGCACAUACCCUUCAAGGACGUUAAAGACUGGAACUCAGCCGCUGCCCAACUAGGAGGAACUGUGCACUGCGAUUAUCCUAAAUGGGUUGAAGUACUGUGCCAUGAUAUCAGCGUACACAUUCCACAUCACGUAUCCCAAAAGAUCCCUAGCUACAAUCUGCGUAUGGCGCACGAUUCUAUUGAGAAAAACUGGGGCAAGCAUGUGAACAAAUGUACAUGGAACUGGAGGCUAAUGAAGACCAUCAUGACCCAGUGUCACUUUUACGACGAGGAGAAGAAUUACGCUCCUUUUGAUGAUGGGUUGGAGGUCGAGUCUAAGGUCAUUGGGCCACUGAGGAAGGUCAUGCCCAACACUGCGUAGAGAACUAUUUUCGUAUAGAAGGCUCAUCCGCAGUUUGGAAGGAUCCGUGCAGGUUCAUAACCUGUCUCCACGGCCUGCAUUUGUUCAAGUUUACUCUCGAUUUGAAGGUGGAGGAGCGAUGUAUUGACUGUUAAGUCUAUCCGUUCAGUUCCUGUACUGUACCCCCUGUCACCAGCCGACAGCUCAUUUGAAAUUUUGGGGUACCAUAGGUUGUGGAAUGUACCAUUAAUAGUGUAAAAUUAGAUCAAUAGCCAUGGCAUUAUCAUUAUCUGAUGAUGUUCCAGGAACAGAAUUGAAGUUGAUGUAGUAAACAAAAGCAAAAUUUUCGUAACUCGAGUUUGUCACCAUGUUAGAGACGAUCUAACCAUGAAAGCACAAGCUAACGAAACCCGCACAUUUCGGUUAAAUGUGAGAUUGUCUAUGACCAUUAUGACCAAAUCGGUAGAUGGUCUGAAACAUGGGACAGAUGGAAUGGGUGAGUGAUUUGAACCGGAGCGCAAGACUGUUGAAAUCAUGACGGCUGAGCUAG
This is a messenger RNA of Marchantia polymorpha subsp. ruderalis, 2567 nucleotides long. NCBI's taxonomy places the organism in Eukaryota, Viridiplantae, Streptophyta, Marchantiopsida, Marchantiales, Marchantiaceae. The record is from the annotation of a GenBank genome assembly.